CAUAAACACAAGCACUUUAAUCGCCCAGGAUGUCCUCUACACCCUCGCCCUCUGGUCCUUCUAGCUUCCGCUCCCGUCGUCCUGCUCCUCUCGAAGCAGAGCGUCUCGCCGGAGAUGAGCCAUAUGGAAACCGAGACGUUGAACCGACCCAAUCUUCAGGGAAUGACCUGCCGUCAACCGCUUUGUCGGCGGCAAGUGGUGCCUCUGCAACGAGCAGCGUAUUCUUCCCAGGAGGACUGCCCCUACCCGCGGUUAAGGGUGUGAUUACUGGCAUCGAGUCUCCGAGACAUGGUCGCGGAUCCCCUUCUAUAGGCAGUCGCAGAGAGAUCCCUGUAUCACCUCACAGUCCGACCACCAGCUCCACUCUAACUGUACGAGGUCAAUCCGUGACCGACAUGGAAACGCCGCAAAGACCUCAACCGUCUGCUCCUGUAAUCCCCUUCCGGGGCGAUCCGACGGUCAAGAGCACUUUGGCGGGUCUGAAGAUGGACGGGAAGGAUGAGAUUUGUCGGUUGUUUGGAGUCGCGUAGGUGCUGCAAAACUGGUCAUCAGAGUCCUUGCCUAUCAAAUUUGCCGUUGGGACUAUUGCCCCUCGCGGAGAGAGCACCCAAUGUAAGCCGGAGGGUGCCGUCCCAUCAGAGCAAACUGUAUUUCGUAGACCACGGUCGAGACGCCUUACAUGCAGUACCAGGAUAUCUACCAACAAUUAUAACCGCGUCUUCUUGCUCGACUGUGAGCGGCCUCUAGGUUGAGCUAACCUGACGCCCCACAGCGCCCUUUCUUGCUUGCUCGUUCAAAUCACUUCACACCCUGCGAUAAACCCGUGUCAUACAUUCACGUUGGACUCUCUUACACUCACACGUCCAUGAGUCGGACAAUAUGCAUAUGCUUUUUGA
This is a messenger RNA of Cryptococcus amylolentus CBS 6039, 896 nucleotides long. RefSeq lists its product as hypothetical. Bases 30 to 530 code for a protein of 166 amino acids. NCBI's taxonomy places the organism in Eukaryota, Fungi, Basidiomycota, Tremellomycetes, Tremellales, Cryptococcaceae. The transcript has 3 exons. The record is from RefSeq and is a predicted model, not a curated record.